Molecule: messenger RNA, 3188 nt
Organism: Pimephales promelas (fathead minnow)
Lineage: Eukaryota; Metazoa; Chordata; Actinopteri; Cypriniformes; Leuciscidae
Gene: atad1a
Product: ATPase family AAA domain containing 1a
Biological process (GO): extraction of mislocalized protein from mitochondrial outer membrane
Cellular component (GO): mitochondrial outer membrane
Molecular function (GO): ATP binding; ATP hydrolysis activity
Source: RefSeq, a predicted model, not a curated record
GGCGAGUUUAGAGCGGCUGCACAAGUCGACCGUCAAGGAUUUCAGUGAGUGAUGAUGCAGUGAAAUGUGAAUCAACACACCCAGUUUGUUCUUCUUGCCCAAUGGGCUGACAGCGGGGGCGGGCCAAGAUGUUGAGUGACAUUCCUCGGGACGCCCUUCUUCGCCCACUCACCCGGAAUGAGGUGGUGGGGAUGUUGGUUAGACUGACCAUUUUUGGAGCUGCAACUUAUUACAGCAUCAAAUGGGUGGUGGAUGCUUUUGACCCAACACAAAAACAAAAAUCCCAAGCCAAGAAAAGGGCAGAGCAGUUGAUGAAGCAGAUAGGCGUAGAAGGAGUCAGUCUGACGGAGUAUGAGAUGAACAUCGCCACUCAUCUUGUUGAUCCUCGCUGCAUCAAAGUGACAUGGAGAGAUGUUGCUGGGCUAGAUGAGGUCAUCUCAGAGCUGCAAGACACUGUAAUUUUGCCUUUUCAGAAACGUCAUCUCUUCUGUGGUUCCAAACUCUUGCAACCUCCCAAAGGUGUACUUUUGUAUGGGCCACCGGGAUGUGGAAAGACUUUAAUUGCCAAAGCAACAGCGAAAGCGUCUGGAUGCCGCUUUAUUAAUCUACAGGCCUCCACUUUGACUGACAAGUGGUAUGGCGAAUCGCAAAAGCUCACUGCUGCUGUAUUCUCAUUGGCGGUCAAGAUUCAGCCCUGCAUAAUUUUCAUUGAUGAAAUAGAUUCAUUCCUGAGGAAUCGUUCCAGUAUGGACCAUGAGGCCACCGCUAUGAUGAAGGCCCAGUUCAUGAGUCUGUGGGAUGGAUUAGACACAGCACAAAACAGUCAGGUAAUGGUGAUGGGGGCUACUAAUAGACCACAGGAUGUUGAUGCAGCAAUACUACGCAGAAUGCCUACUGCCUUUCAUGUAGGCCUGCCUAAUGCAGCUGAAAGAGAAGAAAUCCUUAGACUAAUUCUGUCUGGUGAAAACUUAAGUAACGUGAUUAACCUAAAGGAAAUAGCGGGGCAAACUGAGGGCUACUCCGGCAGUGAUCUGAAAGAGCUGUGCAGGGACGCCGCCAUGUACCGCGUCAGAGACUAUGUCCGCAAACUGCAGAUGAAACAGAUCGCACAACAGUUCCAGCUGGAUGAAGAGGAAGAGCAUUUGGACGGCACGCAGCUGAGGCCCGUGACUCAACUGGACCUGCUGUUUGGCCUAGAUAAGAUGAGAGAGUCCAAACAGGCCACAGUUACAGCUGACCCAACAAAUCUGAGAGAGGUGCCUCUGGACUGAAAACAUCUCGCUUUACACCUUCAUACACUUAUUUCCCCUCUCUCACUUAUUUCUUCCUGCGUUCUUUCUCUACUUUUUACAUUUCUGUUGUAUUUCAAACAUUACUACUUUGCACUUUAAGGAAUUUACUGUCACACACUCAAUACAACAACCAUGUUUAUGUGUUGUAACAAUAGUAUACACGCAUACAUAACAUUUCAGAUAUGAUUAUCUUUUGGUUGCAUAUUGUAGAAGCAGAUAUUGAACCACUUUUGGGAUUUGAGAGAGAAAAAAAAACAAAAACAAUCUUCACUAUGUCUAUAAAUGUUUUAGUAAUCAGGACCAGAUUUCCUGAAACACCAAGUGUAGUCUAACUGUCUUAUUAGGAUGCAUGAGUGUUAAAGUUAUACUGAAUGAUGCAUGUGUGAGUUUCGUUCACACCAAUUUAGCCAUGAUGAGAUUAAUUUGUGCAAAGGGCAUGUCUGGGUCAUAUUUUAACCCAAAAUCAAAAGAAAAUAAAUUUGCAUAAGGAAAAUUAGUUUCUUUUCAAUGUGAAUUAUUUUCAUGUCAAUUAAUUAUCAAUUUAUACAGUAGUGUGAUAUAUUGAUAUAUAUAUAUUAUUUGCAUUUUCUAAUAUUUUAAAUAUUUAACUUAUACUUUACAAUUAUAUAGUACUAAAAAUCAAAUUUUGUUUAUUAAAUUUGAAUAAAAAUAAUUUUGAUUGUAUUAUAAUACUGUGUAUUUAUUACAGUGUAUGUUUAUAUUACAAAUUAAGAGAAUUUGAGGAGAAUUUGAGAAUAAUUUCCAUUUUUUAUCUUUUGGUUUUGGGUUGAAAUAUUUUUUGUGAGAUCCAAGUGACCAGAUAUUUAUCAUUUGUUUGUCUUAGUGUACAAAAGUUUUAUUUGUAGGAAUAAAAAUAACAAAAAAAGUGUGAUAUCCCGCACAUAAAGCGAUGGCUCUCUAGGUAUAGACGGCUCUGUAUCCACAUGAACCAAGGGACAAAUCAAAGGGACAAAUGGUGCUACAUGUAUCUACUUAGAAUUAAGUAAUUUCUCACUUUGGUUAUUUAAAGAUGUUUACAUCUGUCAUAUAUUGAUGUUCAGAUUAGUCAGAGUGUGUUUAGAAGUAGGUUUUGCUUGAAAAAUAACUCAUUUUUCAGUCAUUCUGUCAAACCAGCAUCAUGAUACUCAUACAAUAAUACAAAUAAUAUGGGCACAAAGGUCACUACCAGUUUUGUCCGUCCUCACUGAAUGGCUUUUCACCAGCUCUAAAUGCAAAAUUUUUGCUUUUGCCAAACCAUUCCAAAGAUUUAAGCAAUUGUUUCCCCAUUGGCUAAAUAUGUUAUAAGGUAGCCGUAUGUCUCCAUGUGUUACUUUGAUAAUGGGCAUUGUGUUGGGAAACACAAACAUGUCUGGCAGCUUAAUUAACUGUCUGUCACGCAUUGCUUAUUGAAAUGGCAAAUACACUUAUUUAGAUUUCUUUUAUCGUGUCAUGUAUAUUUCCAAAUGAUUUGACUUUAUGAAAUAUUUAACAUGUAAAUGAAGCAAAUGUGGUUGUUUGGCAAAGUAUUCCCACAGUAGUUCCGUGUUUGCGGAGAGAUUUGGUUUCCUUUAGGCAUCAGAUGACACUUUUAAUGCUUUGAAUGUCUGCGUUUCUGCUUUGGUAAUCACAUACCUGGUUGUGUUAUAAAGAGAGGGAGAAAUGAACUCAGAUCUCCUUUUUGCUUUUCGUUGCUACAAUCACCUUCUGUUGUCACAUAAAAUUUGGUAUUAAUGUUGGGAUGGUUUUGCUGAAAAUACCUUUUGUCCAAAAAAAGCAAACAUUCUUUCAUAUUGUCUGGCUACAUUUAAGAUAAAAUUAUUUUCUCACCAAUAAAUAAUUGGUGUGACUGUUGCAUUAAGUGUUUUCCCAACUUAUAAUAAACCCAUCUGGAAUGUA